This is a messenger RNA of Silurus meridionalis, 1813 nucleotides long. RefSeq names its product solute carrier family 35 member A3a (gene slc35a3a). The coding region runs from base 374 to 1360 and encodes 328 amino acids. Gene Ontology annotation, cellular component: Golgi membrane. Gene Ontology annotation, biological process: pyrimidine nucleotide-sugar transmembrane transport. NCBI's taxonomy places the organism in Eukaryota, Metazoa, Chordata, Actinopteri, Siluriformes, Siluridae. The transcript is spliced from 8 exons. Gene Ontology annotation, molecular function: UDP-galactose transmembrane transporter activity. The record is from RefSeq and is a predicted model, not a curated record.
AGUCUCUUUUACACACACACACACACACACACACACAGAGACUUGUUAAGGUACAGAAAGGUGCAGGGUUCAGCCUUUAUUUCAGUUUAAAACCGGAUUCAAACAGGAAGUGAGCUUUAAACAGAAAAUAGAGGGAAAUGGAGGUGGCAGGAAAUGAGCUUUACAUGAGCCUGAGCAACACAUCAACCUGGAGCAGACGGAAAGAGAUUCAAACCUCAGCUUAACACACUUAGCCUUCACUCACUCAUCCAUCCAUCCAUCCAUCCAUUCAUUCUCUGGAGUCAGGAGGACACCUGGGCUUUCUCAUCUUCUCGUCCUGAAUCAUCAGUCAAGUCUUCCCUCCUCUGUGGCUCGCCCGAGAGAUCUUUGGAGCAUGUCGUCGCCACGGCUGAAGUACCUGUCUUUAGGAGUGCUGGUGUUCCAGACAACCACUCUGGUGCUGACCAUGAGAUACUCGCGCACACUGCAGGCUGACGGGCCUCGUUACCUCGCCUCCUCCGCAGUAGUGCUGGCCGAGCUGCUGAAGAUCCUCACCUGCAUCUGCCUCGUCUGCAAAGAGCACAGUUACAGUGUCCGAGCUCUAAGCAGCGUCCUCAGGCAGGAGAUCAUCCAUAAACCAUUGGAGACACUAAAGCUGGCCAUUCCCUCAGGAAUCUACACGCUGCAGAACAACCUGCUGUACGUGGCACUUUCCAACCUUGACGCUGCGACAUAUCAGGUGACCUACCAGCUGAAGAUCCUCACCACAGCCCUGUUUUCAGUCUCCAUGUUGGGUCGCAGGCUUGGUCUCUAUCAGUGGCUCUCGCUCAUCAUUUUGAUGACUGGAGUAGCUCUUGUGCAGUGGCCCACAGACUCUCCAGGUUCCCCAGAGAAGCAGCAGCUCACAACUGGAUCUCCGUUUGUGGGUUUGGUGGCUGUGUUGGUGGCCUGCUUCUCCAGCGGAUUUGCUGGUGUUUACUUUGAGAAGAUCCUCAAAGAGACCAAGCAGAGUGUGUGGGUCAGAAACAUCCAGCUCGGUCUGUUUGGCCUGGUAUUUGGCCUGUGUGGAAUGCUGGUAUAUGACGGAGAGAGAGUGAAGGAGCACGGAAUGCUGCAGGGCUACAACACCAUCACCUGGACUGUUGUUUCCUUACAGGCAUUGGGAGGUCUGGUCAUAGCCGCUGUUAUUAAAUACGCAGAUAAUAUACUAAAAGGUUUCGCCACGUCCCUGUCCAUCAUCCUGUCCACACUCAUUUCCUACUUCUGGUUGCAGGAUUUCGAGCCGACAAGCAUUUUCUUUCUGGGAGCCGUGCUGGUCAUAGUCGCGACGUUUUUGUACAGCUACGAAGGUAAAAACGCGUCGACCCAGAGCCGAGCGUGACGUGACGCCGGGGGCCCCGGGAUACAGCUGGAGGGCCGGGAUGAAGCUGAGGAGAUGAAGAGGAUCGCAGAAGUGAAAUGAAAAUGAGGAGGAGGACAGGGGAAGGUUGACGGCGAUAUCUGAAGCGACUCGUUCUUUGAGGAAGAGUCCACGCUUUUAUACCAUCACUGUAUACAACAAGGAAAUCUCGAGGAAGAAGAGACAAUAAAACUGUCCAUACGUGCUUCAUGACUCUGAUACUCGAGACUUUCACUGGAGUGCCAUUCAGUUCUGUGUGUGUGUGUUUGUUUUUAAGCCAUGUCAUGCACCUGAAUGCUGGAAUUCUUUCCUAAUUACAGUCAUUUGGAGUGUCAUUUUACCCAUGAACAAACUCCAUACACUGAAAAUGCAAUGAGUGUAAUAAUCUAUUCAAACUUGAACUUGAAAUGAAUUAUUAAAUAAUUUUAGUAAGUA